UUUACAAAACUAUGGCAGUUAUUUAUUAAAAAUUAAAAAAAUAUUAUUAAAAAUAAAUUCGCAUUAAAAUAGUUAAAUAAUAUUAAAAAAUUAUAUUUUAAAUUCUAUACUUAAAUUGUAUAUACUUAAAAUAAUGUGAAAAAUUAACAGCUAAAAUGUAGUCGAAGUAAAAGAUAGAAAAAAAAAACAAGUUAAAAUUUUUUCCUUAACUCAAAUUAAAAAAGAAAAAGAAUAAUAACGAUGUCAUGGACUUUAUAUUUGUUUUCCGUAUAUUUUUCCUUUAAAUCUAAUAUAAAUUUAGUGUUAUAUUUGAAAAAAAGUCCAUUUUGAAUAGUAAAAGAAAAAGCAAGUGCAUAAUAAAUUAAUUAGAUUGAAUACUACAUACAUAUAACCGACACAUAUUAAAAAGGAACGUAAUUAUUCAGGAAAAUUUAUGUACAUAUGUACAUGUAUACGUAUAUAUAAUACAGCUGCAUACCUAAUUAAUACAAAAAAUAUAAAAAAAUUUGUUUUUGAAAUUAUAAGGGAGUAAUAUAAUAAAAUAUCCGUAAACAUUAUUCCUUUACAAAUAAUUCCACUAAAAUUUCCACCUCACAACAUGAUGGAUGUGGAAGGUGAUGGUGGAGGCGGUGGAGGUGAUGGCAUUGGUCAUAACGGUAGCAAUAUUAAUGCAUCAGAUCGUAAUACACAGGCCACAACAUAUGAACCAUUGGAUAAUAAUCACAGAAGAAAUCACCAUCGUGAACCAUUAGAUAGUCCUGAAAUGGAUUCGACUAGUCCUCCAAAGGAUCGUAAGCAUAUGGUAUAUUUGGCCUUGUUAACUGCCGGUAUUGGUUUCGUUUUGCCAUACAACAGCUUUAUCAUCGCCUCUGAUUAUUGGCAGGAAAGAUUUCCAAGGCAUUCUGUAGCACUAGAUAUGUCAAUGACUUAUAUUAUUGUAGCAUUUUCAACAGUUUUAUUAAAUAAUGUUUUUUUGUCAUUGGCACCUUUCCGAAUAAGGAUAUCAUUUGGUUAUGCAAUAUCAUUUACGACAUUAAUAUUUGUAGCAUUUGGUGAAGUAGCUUGGCAUGUAUUUUCAGCGAAUACAGCAUAUUCAGCUAAUUUGGCAGCAGUAUCACUGGUGGCGAUUGGUUGCACAGUACAACAGUCUAGUUUUUAUGGAUUUGCAAGUAUGUUGCCAAAACAAUAUACACAGGCUGUGAUGGCUGGUGAAAGUUUAGCUGGUUUUCUUGUAUCUUCCAAUCGUGUUGUGACAAAAUUAUUAAUACAAAGCGAUCGUGUUUCAACGGUUAUAUUCUUUUUGACUUCAACAAUUUAUAUUGGAUUCAGUUAUGUAUUGCUAACAGUUAAUAUGCAAUCACCAUUUGUUAGAUACCAUAUGAAGGCUUGUGCUAAGAUCGUGUUAAGACCCGAUGAAGAUAGACUGAAUGAUACUAUCGAUGGAGAUGGAUCAACAGCAAAAUAUGGCGUUUUGUCGUUAGAUUCAAGUCCUCCGCCGAAAACCGAAUCCACAACAAAUGUUGCGCUUAGUUUCAGUAACCCAGUUUAUGAAUUAUCGAAUCCAACAGCUGGUGAAAGCGUUCUGGAAGGACUAAAUAAUUUGCCCGAAUUGAUACCAACACAACAGCCGUUACAACAACAAGACACACCAAGCGUUGCUUACAAAGUUGAGCAUAUUUUAACUCCUGGUCAAUGUGGUCCUAGUCGACUAAGUGAUUUAAAGAGUGGUUUUCAAUCCAGAUGGCGUGUUGCACAAGCAAUUUAUCCUUAUAUGGUAUGCAUUGCUUUGGCAUAUUGUGUAACACUUUCUUUGUAUCCUGGCAUUGAAUCUGAAAUUGUUUCCUGCAAUUUGGGUAAUUGGAUGCCGGUACUUUUAAUGUUUGCUUUCAAUACAUCUGAUGUCAUUGGUAAAUUAUUAGCAGCUGUACCAUAUCCAUGGUCAAGACGCCAAUUAAUUUUAAUGUCAGGUUUAAGAAUAAUUCUUGUUCCAUUAUUGUUAUUAUGUUGCACACCGCGUGCACAACCUGUUAUUGCUGGUGAAGGUGCUGCGUUCGUAUUCACAAUUGCACUUGGUAUAACAAAUGGUUUAUCGGGUAGUUUACCCAUGAUGCUGGCCCCAGCCAAAGUUCCAGGAACUUUAAAAGAAGUAACUGGCAAUAUCAUGACUUUGUCAUACAAUGUUGGUUUGACUUUUGGAUCUCUAAUUGGAUACGUAUUUGAAUCAAUGCUAGGACCACAGAUACAAAGUAGUGAACUAUGUAAGAGUUUAUUUUUUACGACGGAAUCAAGUUAUGUUCAUAAUACAACUGUUUUGCCGGUUGCAAGUAGCACAUCAAUAUUAACCACAACCUUAUUACAUAAUACAAUAACAACUCCAACGCAAUCAACGGCAGCCGUUGCAACAGCAGCUCUAACAUCUUCAGCAUCAUCAACAGCUGCAGUUACAACAAGCACCUUCACAACAACUGUGGUUACAAGUUUGGUAACAGUAUUAACUUCUUUGGCGUCAAGUACAACAAAUGCUGAUUUAUCUGGCUCAUCACCUAUAACAACACCAGCCACAAUAAAUCCAGUACUACCAACAUCAUCAUUUUCAAAUGACACUCAAGAUUUAUUUACUAAUAUAAUUAAAACAACAGUUGCGGCAUCCUUCGGAAGCGAAUCAGUUUCAGAUUUUAACGAUCCCAAUUAAAAGAUCGUUGCAAAAUGCUGUGUUUUUCGUAAUAUUAGAAUUUAAAUACAAAAUCUAUUCGAAAAGGUUAUUACUUAUUAUAAAAAAAGAACACUUAAAGAUAAUAAUUUUUCCCCUAAAAAAAAAGAAAAUUUUUUUUAUAGAGAAAAUAAAAAUUUUCAAAUGUAAGGAAUAUUUCUUAAGUAAAAUAUAAGUUACAUGUAUAAUUGUAUAGUGUAUUAAUAUUAGGCGAAUAUAUAAUUAAUCUAGAAAUGACGGAAUUGAUUAACGUAUGAAUAGUUUUGCCCUAUUAUGAACGAAAUUUUAAGUUAGGAAUGAUUAAGGUACAGUACUAUCUAACUAAACAAAACACAUCCAAAUUUAAUAACUCUGUUACAACGUGUAAGGUAAAUGCGACUUUAAAAAUAGAAAAUGUGCAAUGGUAUCUUUAAUUAUUACAUCAAAUAUGAUUAUGAAAAUACCGUAAAUAUCUAAAUUUUUUUUUGUAAAAUUAGAAAAUGAAAAACGUUGUUUUCAAUGUUGUCUCGCUAUAAAGCAAAAAAAUUUAAUAAAAUUUUAUGAACGAAGAAUCCCUUUUAAAGGCAAAUAUCGCAAAAUUAUUACACAAUUUUUAUUUUCAAUAAUAUUGAUAUUUCAAAAUCUUUUACUCUAUUAAAUAAUAGGCCUUUAAUCAGACUAUUAUGUUCUGUGAACCCUUUCUUAAUAUUUUUGCUUAUUCUUUAUUGCUUUAGAAGUUAAAGUUUUACACCGUAAUUGGUGUUUCUCCAAUCUUUUUAAUAUAAGUAAAUUUAUUUCGCAUUGUUGUCAGAGUUAUUUGAAAUAAACAAGCAGUUUAUAAAACACUCAAUGUCAUCAUUUUCAAAUUAAAAAUUAAAUAACUAAAAAGUAAUAAUUAAAAAAUAAUAACCAAAAUUAUAAAAUUAAUAAAAUGGAAAACUAUUGUUAACAAUAAACGAUUUUUUUUACAAUAAAUUUUUUUAUUAAAAUUUUUAAUUCUAAUAAUAAUUUUUGCAAAAAAUAAUAUAUGAAAUACUUAAAUUAUUAAAAUUAUUUUUUAUUAAAAAUUACAACUUGAAAUUAAAAUGAUACCGUGAUAAAAACUACUCUUAUACACAUAUACACGCAUACAUAUAAAAUAGAAAAAUGAAAGUAUUAAAUACAUGCAGGCACCUUUAAAACAUUUUAUUAGUGAAAAAAUAUUCUAAAAAUUAAAACAAAAACCUAAAGUAUUUAAAGUAACAAAUUUUUAUUUUGCUUGUCUCAAUUUACUGACAAUCUAAUAAUAAUUAUAACGCACACACAAUUUAACAAUUUUUUGAAAAAAAAAUUAGAUAAUUUUAAAAGUCUAUUGAAACAUUUAAGUAGAAGUAUUAAAAAGAUUUAUUUGACAGACCUUUAGUGGAAACUUCCAAUAUUAUGCCAAAUUCCUUUUUUGUUACAUUUUACGUUCCGUAUCAUAUUCCGUAUUUUACGUUUAUAUAGAAAUGUAGUGAUUGAUUUUAGUUUAGUAUUAAAUUUUAAAUUAUAUAAAAGGGGAACUAAAAAUAUUUAUAUUAAACCAUUUUGUUUGAUGUAUUAUUUUCAUUCAUAAUUUCUGAAAACUAACACCCUUAGAAUUGGUUGGAAAGCAUUAUUAUUGUUUAGGUUUUUUCUUCUAAGAACAUUACACAGUUAAUAUAAGAAUAGAUUAUCUAAAAUAGAGAUUACCAUGGCAAUUAUUAAUUUUUUGUUUAAACAGAUUAUAUUAUAUUGUAUAAGCGCAUUUUGUAUACAUUUCAUACAUAUCUUAAUUAAAAUUAUUAAUAAAAUAUAUACAUCUUUAAUAUCAUGUUUCAAUUCGUGAAUGAGUUAAUUCACAAAUGAUGAUUAGCAUACAUGAUUUUUGAAUCAUUUAAAAAUAUAAUUUUUUUUUAGAUGCAAGAGUGUAAAGUAAUAUUUUUGUAAACAAAACUAAACAUUAAAAAAAAAUAGAUGUUUUUUUAAGUUGUGCAUUAUUUAAUUUAAAAAAUAGAAUUUAUGAAAAAAUAGAAUUUCUUUUUAUCUUAUUGCUGGUCUAUAGACGGUACAAAAUAAAAUUCUACAUUUACAUCACAUUUUACAAUUGUAUCUACGUUAUUUAAUAUUUACCACUUUAUUUAGUUCUAUUGACAAAAAUAUUAAUUUAAAUAUUUAUAAAAUCCAAUUAUUAAACAAUAUAAGAAAAACAAGACUAUGAAGUCAAUUAUACUUAUAAAUUUGAUUUACCAAUUGCUAAUGAAGUAAUUUUUAAUUAUUUAGUCUGCAAUGAUAAGUAAAUCCAUCAAGUGACGGAAAACAUACUAGCUGUAAUGAACGGCACCAUAUUAAAAUUAAGUAAUUUUUUGCUGAUUUUUGCAUCCUUAUGAAUAUAUUUGGUUUUUAAAUUAAAGGUAACAACUUUAUGAAAUUUUAGUUUUGUUAAUGAAACUUGUGCUCUUUUUUUUAAUCAAAUUAAAAUAAGUAUAGUUGGCUCCUAAUACUGUAACUGAUAAUAUUGUAGUAAUGAUAACAAUUUUUUAAAAAUACAAUUAAAAAUAUAGCAGUGGAUACUAACAAAGUACAUGAUUGGAAAAUUUUAAACGAAAAAUGAAAAGCAAAGGUUAAAAAUUAGAUAAAUAAAAUUUAACAUGUUUAAAGUUAAUUAGAAUUAGAGUACGAUUAAGAGCAAAAAAGAAACAAAAUAUACAAAAAGAAAUGUUAAUAAAUUAUUUUUGUUAUAAUUACUAAUAUGGUAUUAAAAUAAUAUUCAACAUAUAAGCACAU
Messenger RNA from Condylostylus longicornis, 5473 nucleotides. RefSeq names its product equilibrative nucleoside transporter 4 (gene Ent3). Gene Ontology annotation, molecular function: monoamine transmembrane transporter activity; nucleoside transmembrane transporter activity. Lineage: Eukaryota; Metazoa; Arthropoda; Insecta; Diptera; Dolichopodidae. The transcript has 5 exons. Gene Ontology annotation, biological process: nucleoside transmembrane transport. Bases 599 to 2692 code for a protein of 697 amino acids. Gene Ontology annotation, cellular component: plasma membrane. The record is from RefSeq and is a predicted model, not a curated record.